Molecule: messenger RNA, 912 nt
Organism: Trichoderma harzianum CBS 226.95
Lineage: Eukaryota; Fungi; Ascomycota; Sordariomycetes; Hypocreales; Hypocreaceae
Exons: 1
Coding region: 1-912 (303 amino acids)
Biological process (GO): regulation of ERK1 and ERK2 cascade; negative regulation of protein binding; protein dephosphorylation
Cellular component (GO): cytoplasm; nucleoplasm
Molecular function (GO): phosphatase activity; F-box domain binding
Source: RefSeq, a predicted model, not a curated record
AUGAGCGGCGUGGGCGGGAUGGAUAGGACUGUGGUCCGCUCUGGAGCAUACAGCCGUCGCCCUCCAAGCCCGCCCAGAAUCCACAUCCCCGUCCGAAAAGCAGAGGAUAUCUUCAUGUGGCCCUCAUACAACCUUGUCGACUCUUCCAAACUCACCCUCGAGGAAUUCAACAUCAUCACCGGCAACAGGAUGCAAAAAUCGACAGAUCGCUCCGUACGCUGGAGAUAUGAGCAGCGCAGAGAAUCCCAGCUCAUUCUCGACUACCUCUUUCUGGGCCCUACAAGCACCAUCCGGGAUCAUGACUUCCUGAAGCGAGAGGCCAUCACCAUGCUUGUCGUGGUCCGUGACUCGAGAGCUCCCAUGAAUCUCGCCAGCGUCAACACCGCAUCCGAGACGUUUAACAUUUCCUACUGCUAUGUAGACGUCGAUACCAACCACUUGGUCCCGGCCUUCAACCAAAUUGUUAACGUCAUCAACAGCCAUCUUCUGAGUCGGCAUAACAACACAGGGGGAGCCACCCAGGGCAAGGUCCUGGUGACAUGCACAACGGGCAACAUGCUCUCCCCUCCUCUCGUCGCUGCUUAUGUCAUGUUCAUGUUUGGGCAGGAGAUGCUGGACGCAAUCAACUUCGUCAGUGUUCAGCGCUUUUGCGCCAACUUUGAUGACGAAGCCAAGGGAGCGUUGUUGACUUGGCAGGAGCUCAACAAGGCCAGCGUCGCCGUGGCCCGGCGACGUCGCCUUGAACGAGACAAUGAAGAAAAUGGCCAUGCACCCGCACUUGCCUCGACUGAGGGCACGCCAAACACCAAGCGUGGCCUCGAUGACAUGAUGGAUGGGGUUGAAGAAGACCUAGGGAGCAAUGGGGAACACGGCCGAGGGGGUUACGCACCUUUUCUUGAUGUCGAUCAAUAA